AUGAAGGUGACACUACAAGAAAGGAGGGCAAAACCGACGGUGGAAGGAACCCUUUGCCGGCUGGAACCAAAGCCGGCCGCGGGCAAAGGGCCACUGUUAAAUCAAAAUCAUGGAUGCCCUAAUCUCAUUCGGCCCUUUCCCUCUCUGCAUCGCCGACUCUCUCGCUCUGCGCCUCUCUCUCUCAGCACCUCUCCCUCUCCGCUCGAUCUCUCUCUACCUCUCUCUCACCGUCUCUUUCUCUCCCUCUCCACUCUCGAACCCACCCAUCUCCCUCUCUCUCUCUCUCUCUCUCUCUCUUCCAUCCUCCGGCACGAACCGAAAACUGCAGUUGUUGUGCUUGUCCAUCCUGCACGAGCAGAGCACCAGGUCCGGCCAGAUCUGGUCCUUUUACUCACUGCAAACAGCAUCUACCAAGGUCACAGGCAUGCACCAGAACUAAAUAUGGACAUUGACAGGCAGGUUAAAAGAUUCGUUCUGUAAGGCUUUUCACACAUCUUCCAUCUAUGGCAGAGCUUAUGAAAGUAAAGUUUGUAUCUCACAACUGUUGGCCCCACUUGUAAGUUGUAAUGUGUAUCCCGACACUUAAA
This is a messenger RNA of Magnolia sinica, 587 nucleotides long. RefSeq lists its product as uncharacterized. Bases 1 to 480 code for a protein of 159 amino acids. The record is from RefSeq and is a predicted model, not a curated record. The transcript has 4 exons. Lineage: Eukaryota; Viridiplantae; Streptophyta; Magnoliopsida; Magnoliales; Magnoliaceae.